This is a messenger RNA of Folsomia candida, 4870 nucleotides long. RefSeq names its product arfGAP with SH3 domain, ANK repeat and PH domain-containing protein (gene Asap). Gene Ontology annotation, molecular function: GTPase activator activity; protein binding. The record is from RefSeq and is a predicted model, not a curated record. Gene Ontology annotation, cellular component: cytoplasm. The transcript has 29 exons. Bases 1247 to 4078 code for a protein of 943 amino acids. NCBI's taxonomy places the organism in Eukaryota, Metazoa, Arthropoda, Collembola, Entomobryomorpha, Isotomidae. Gene Ontology annotation, biological process: positive regulation of GTPase activity.
GUUUUCUCUCCACUUUCAUCGGUGCAAGUGCAACCAAGUGUCAAGUGCCAAGACCAACGUUGAAGAAAGUGAAAAGUGGUCAUUUUAUAGUGGUUUGGAGAAAUUGUCCAACAGUUAUUUUACGACACAACAACCAACGCAAAGCCUAAGAUUGAAAUUCAAUCAUUUAAUCGACUCAUUUAAUGAGAACAUGAAAAACCUUAAAUUAUUUAACCAACAGUUUUUGUUGUUUCGAGUGGAAGUUCAAAGUCUACAAAAAAUUAAAUUUAACCCAUUGCAACAUCAUUAAAACAGCGUAAUUUUUUCUAAAGAAAGUUCAAUGAUGCAUUUACCACCACUAAUUAAGCUGAACCUCUUCGUUCAUUCAAGAUCUCAUAUGCCAAGAAAGAAAACAACUUAUGUCUUGUCUCAAUCUUGUGAGUUGUUCAAGUGCCAGUCUGUUUACUCAACAAGAUGAAUAUAAAUAACAUGCCCAGCAAUCUUGGUACUCUUUGGAUAAGCAUAUGCUCAUCGCUCAUCUAUUAGUGAAACGAAGCGACAAGGCACAAGGAAGAAUGCGAAUGCGAAUCAUUCAUGCAGUGGAUGCAGUAAAACGUAAAAAGUAAAAGAACUAUAUAUGAGAACUAUAACAGACCAACAUCCAUCAGGACUUUUGUGUACAAUAACGAGGUGGAAUCUCAUGGUUGGAUGGAUUUCAUAAUAAUGUUUUAAUUUGGUAAAUGGGCUUCAAGUUACUCUUCCUGCCACCAUCCAGCUAAUUCAUUUGGCUGUUUUACCUCCGGACGAGACAAUAUUAUUUCUUCUGUGAUGUGAUACUGAUAUUUGGAUCUAUGUACAUAGAUACAUACAUCCAACAUGUAAUGGACAUGAUGCUCAUAUAAAACUCUUUAAAAAUUGGCAACGCAUUAGGUUCUAUCACUUGUAUUAUUUAUAACAUUAACAAAAUAUUAAAGCCCAGCUCGAAGUGGAGGAUCUAUUAGUAUUUAAAUAAAUAAUCAUACGAUACGGAUACUAUACUUUCGCCACUACCAUCCAACAAAACAUAACAUAUUAUUUCUUGAUUUAUAUUGGUCGUGUAGGAGGGUUGCCGGUUCCUCCGAAGUUGAAGUACAAUGCAUCAGACUAACUUUCGCCCUCAUUGCAAAUUUUAAUGUCUGAGACUCUGACAAAGUGCCAGGUAUAAGACCGAGCCAGAAAAAUUGCUAUCUUGUUCAAAAGUGACCCAAUUCAUUCACUCGUUACCAAAAUGCCUGAAGUAAUUUCCAUCAGUGAUUUUAUCGAGGAAACUCGUGACGAUUUCCACAACCCCAUCACAUCCACGUUUGUUUCCAGAAUACCCCACUGUCGGAAUAAAGUCAACCACUUGGAAGAGUGUUUGGAAGCUGAUCGAGAGGGUCUGGUGAAAAUGAAGAAGGCUAUGAAGCAGAUACACCAGAGUGGAACAACAAAUAUGGAAAGUGAGCUGUUGUUUUCGAGAUGUUUGGAAAGGGUGGGAUCCUCGGCCCUUGAUCAAGAGCCAGAACUUGCUGCUGCCUUUUUAAAAUUUGCAGUUAUUACAAAAGAACUCUCAAAUCUCAAAAAGACCCUUAUGCAAAACCUACAAAACAUGAUCCUAUUCCCAUUGGAUUCAGUAUUAAAAGGGGAUAUUCGCGGAGUAAAAGGUGAAUUGAGAAGACCGUUCGACAAGGCCAUAAAUAAUUAUGAAACUAGACAUUCCAAACUAGAAAAGGAAAAGAAAGCUCAAGCCAGAGAGGCUGGAAUGUUUCGGAAAGAAGUCAUCCCCGCGGAGAUAGCAGAUGAGACGGAGAAAGAACGACGACUCCUCCAAUUGAAUCUAAGCGAAUAUUUACUCAAGGCCAACGAAAUAAAGACGAAAAAGGGCGUAGAGCUUUUAAAGCACUUGGUGGAAUAUUAUCAUGCUCUCAAUAGCUAUUUUCAAGACGGAUUGAAAACUAUGGAACAUUUCGGCUCGUCCUAUGUUGGUAUUCUUUCUCAAACACUCACAAAAAUAAGACAGAAGCAAGAUGACGAGAGGAGAAGACUUACAGAUAUUCGUACUCUUCUCAGGACGACCCCUGUCUUGGAGAAGGAGGUACAUAAUCUUGCCUACAUGCCUGUGUCCGGCUCGCUUAUGAAUCUCUCGAACCCCAAUCCUCAAGCUGCUCCUGGUAGUUACUCAUUGCACCAAAUGCAGGGUAAUAAAAGCGUUGGUGUUACCAAAGUUGGGUAUUUGAAUAAAAAGUCUGAAGGAAAGAUGCGACGGGUGUGGCAAAAACGGAAGUGUGCAGUACAAGAUGGGUUUUUACAAAUAUUUCACGGUGAUGAAGGAAAGCAACCAACUAAAGUCAAUUUACUCACAUGUCAACUAAAAAUCGUAUCCGAAAAUAAGAAAUUCUUCGACCUGGUCUCUUAUAAUAGAACUUACCAUUUGCACAGCGAAGACGAGGCUGAGGAAUGGAUAUCAGUACUUCUUAAUAGCAAGGAAGCUUCAUUAUCCAAAGCGUUUGAUCGUCAGGUGGACAAUGACGGACUGGUGGAGUUGACCCAAGCCAUCUUCGGACAUAUUCAUCGUCUUCCAGGAAAUGAUAAAUGUGCUGAUUGUGAUUCUGUAAAAGAAGUAACAUGGCUUUCUGUAAAUCUUGGAGCAAUAGUUUGCAUAGAAUGUUCUGGGGUUCAUCGAACAUUAGGGGUUGGAGUGUCCAGAAUUCAAUCAAUUUCUUUAGAUCGAAUCCCACCUUCUUUGCUCAUUCUUUCUGCUUCAUUAGGAAAUACUGCGAUAAAUGAAAUUCUUGAAGAGAACCUCAAGCCUAGUGACAAGCCGGACUCGUCGGCUUCAAUGGAAAUGAGAACAGAUUUUAUUCGAGCAAAAUACGUUGACAAACAGUUUGCUUCGCCAAUUACUUUUGAUGCUGAGCUGCUAUCAAGGCGGGUAGAGCUUGCAAUUGAAUCGGACGAUUUGCUUCUUCUAGUCAGAACAUUUGCACAGGGUGCCAAAUUAGGACAACCACUUCCAACAAAAGAAAACGGUGAAACUCCGUUACAUGUUGCAGUCGUGAAAUCCUCACUACCGAUGGUAGAUUUUUUAGUUCAAAAUUCAGGUGCGUCUGACAAGAGGACAAAAUCUGGGAGUACUCCACUCCAUUACUGUGCAAUGUAUGGGAAAACAGAACCAGCAAAACUAUUACUUCGGGCAGGAGUUGAUCUACAAGUUCAAGAUGAAAAUAAAUGCACCGCACUUGAUGUUGCCAAACAGCGAGGUCAUAGAGCUGUAGAAGAUUUGAUAUUACAUGCAAUGGAAGGAAAGAAAACGCUGUUCGAAAGUGUAGAUUUCGAUUGGAAUCUUGGAGCAGAAGAUUCUACUGAUUUCUCCGAUGACGAAGCUACAGUGCUGGAUGAUCCAUCCUUGACGCCAGAAAAAAAGCGACGUCCAUGCUCCUUCCUUGAAAGUCCAUACAAAUCCUCAAAUAGUGAUUCGCGGAGCCUUGUUAGGACCCCUUUUGCAACUGAGGGCUCAUUGAAGAAUUCAAAGUUCAAACGAAGCGCCCCUCCCCCUCCAUCCCCAUUGGGUGGCCCAGGGCACCAGCGAAGUCCAUCAGAUACAUUGAUUGGCAAAUACGGGGGGCGAUUAGUCUUACCACAUGGAGAACCUCCUUUACUACGAAAAACUAGUAUUCCAAUUUCUCCACCUGCGUCCUCAGCAAAUUCGUCAUUUUCUUCGCAUAUUCAACACAGUACUCCUAUUUCUACACCAUACAGUAUGCUAAACACUUCGUUAAAUAUUAGUAGCACCGCAAUUACCCCGACGUCAUUACCUAGUCCUGUCGUUACUUCAUCCACGAUUAUUCCCAAUGGAACAAAAACCUAUCCGAUAGACCUUGGCAGCAUGAAGAGGUGUCGGGCUCUGUAUGAUUGCGAGGCUGAUAAUAAUGACGAAAUCUCAUUCCGGCAAGGUGAUAUUAUACUGAUCGUUAAUGAAAGAACAGAAGAUGACAAUUGGAUGGAAGGUGUUGUAUUGGACGAUGACAAUGGCAACCGUAGAGGAAUGUUUCCUGUGUCUUUCGUCCAGCUUCUAGACUAAUGUUUUAUUUAUACCCAAUUGUUAUUUAUUUAUUUAUUUCUUGACAAACUACUCAAUUGACAUACACUUCAAGUUUCUCCCUUUCAUAAAGCCAAACGUUUUAGAAAUCUACAUCUUGAAAUCAUACCAUUUGAACUUUUGAUGUUGUCUCACAAAAAUUAAGCUACAAACAUUAUUUUUAGAUAUAGCUUAUAGGCUAGAUCUAAUACUUGUCGAUGCAUUUGCCCUUAAUGAUCAAUCAUUCAAUAGCUACAACGCUUUCACCGAGUAUUUCAAUGUACAUCAUAAUGUUACAAAAUUCAUCCAUCUGUUAAAUUACUAUAAUUAGCAACGAUGAGUGUAAAACAAGAUACCUAUCUAAUUUUACCCGAUUUGUUUAGCCAAAUACCAAAAGUCAGGCAAAAUAACACAAAUAAUCAUGACUCAAUUUUGUCGAUAAUCAUAAGCAUUGAGUAUGAGCAUGUAGAUCAUUCUCGUAUAAUUUUCGUAUUUAUUUAUUUAUUAGUGACUCCAAAUAUUGUGAUAGCAUUAUUUGUGAAACAAUAGUUUAGGUAAAUUGUACUCACAUCACAUCAUUGGAUUGAUCAGUCAAAUAAUAAUAUUGUGCGACAACGAAAUGUUAAAAAAUUCUCAUCAUAAUCUCAAAUUUAUAAAAAAAAUCGUUUUAAUUACAAUACAAAGUUGACAGAUAUGGUAAGAUGAAUACUUAUGUACAUAAAUACGUAAGUGGGUGUAGCACUAAAAUUGUAUCUUGUCAAGUACAAUAAAAAUCUUAUUGUUAUGUAUUUGAAA